This is a messenger RNA of Spodoptera exigua (beet armyworm), 883 nucleotides long. The record is from the annotation of a GenBank genome assembly. Lineage: Eukaryota; Metazoa; Arthropoda; Insecta; Lepidoptera; Noctuidae.
CCGGAAUAUUGUCAAUGUCAAAUAAUUGUCAAAGAUGUGUAUACCUAUCAUGUCAUCUAGGUUCCAGAGAAUAUUAUAUUUUAUCGUAAUUAUCUACAUGAGAGCAUUUAAUAACUAGAAUUUACUAAAAUAUCCUCUUUAUAUCUUGAAUGUCCCGUACUACUGCAAGAUCAAUCUCAAACACAUAAGUUAGAUACGAGUUAGAGGUUAUGUAAGCUCGAAUCGAAUUGACUAGUUAGGUUGUUUAUUACACAGAACAAAAAGUUAAUUCCAGUCUUAUAAAUUAAUGAAAAGGAAAUAAAAUAAAAAUAUGCCAGAAACCGCUACUGAUGGUAAGAAAGACACUGAGGCAACAGCAACUGUUGCCUCCGAAGAAGAUAAUGAACCAGAGGACAAGUGGGUGAUUAGAGAAUGUGAAUUGUACAAGGAUGAAUAUAAAGAUUGUACCAGUUUUAGAGGUAGAUUCCAACAGUAUUUUGUUUAUGGCGAGACCCUAGACUGUAAUCAAUGGAAAAAAGACUAUGAUAACUGUUGCAAAUGGCAAGAUUAUAAGGAUAUAAAAGCUGCAAAUGCUUUAAUAGCUAGUGAGAAAGAAAGACGAAUGGAGAGACUAAGAGCACAUUAUAGGAAUGAUGUAUGGAAAAAACGGGAUUCACCUCCAGAUGACUGGGCCAAGCCUUUACCUGAGUGGAUGCAGAAAAGAGACGAGAACACAUACUUAGCAAUAAAAGCUAAAGAAAUGAGGGAAGGAAUAGAAGAAACAACUGAAAAAAAGUUUUGUUCUAUUAUGUGACAUGUGUAAUACAUUGAUAGAACUGUUAGCUAAUUUUGUAGUUAAUUUAUAUACUAUAGAUUUAAUCAAUAAAAUGUUGUUUCAUGUUGC